This is a messenger RNA of Tremella mesenterica DSM 1558, 1476 nucleotides long. RefSeq lists its product as uncharacterized. The transcript has 10 exons. The record is from RefSeq and is a predicted model, not a curated record. The coding region runs from base 1 to 1476 and encodes 491 amino acids. Gene Ontology annotation, cellular component: ribonuclease MRP complex; nucleolar ribonuclease P complex; nucleus. Gene Ontology annotation, biological process: tRNA 5'-leader removal. NCBI's taxonomy places the organism in Eukaryota, Fungi, Basidiomycota, Tremellomycetes, Tremellales, Tremellaceae.
AUGUCUUUCUCGACCAGCGGUUAUGAAAUCGAUGAUUUGCUCAAGUUUCUCGAGGACGCCAUUAAGGGCUCACGUCAGCUUCGUAUUGGGCAGCCUGUCCUGCUGGAUGUGGACUGGGAGGGGCUGUCGUACUACGGCGUUGGACACGCUACUCAUGACCUAGACGUGAGAGGAAAGAGGAAUGCGUACUACCACGCCGUGCUUCAUGAUCUAAUCAUGCACCUAGAGACUCAAAGUUUGAUAUUAUCCGAAGAACUUCUUGUGGAGGAGGGGAAGCAAGAAUUAGAAUUAGUUAAGGAAGAUCGAGUUCGGAUCAAUAUCAAAAUAGCAGAUAUGUGGACUCGAAAGAGGCUGCUGUGGUCGGAAACGCAGGUGGUACCUAAGCGAGAAGAAUCAGCCGACAUGAGCGAAGUAGAGAACUCUUUGAGUUUGCCAGCGGUGCAGGAGCACUGUGAGGGAAUGAAAAUACUAUCAUAUAUCAUAUCCUCAAACCCGACAACACUUCACGAUGUUUGGGUCGAUGUUGAUUACAGGCGUAGUAGGAUCGUGAUGGCUCCCCAAACCCCUUCUCUGAGGUGUUGUAUCAUGCUACCGGCGUAUAACAAAUGUGUCUGUUGUGCUGGUGAAUGCUCGUUCGCUCCCUCAGCCGAUACAAUGGCCGAAAUGCUUUGUUUACAAUCAGCAGCCUCGACCAUUCGGGCCGUGAUGAGUGUUGUGGAGUCCGACAAGACGGAUAAGGCGUCUAGGAAAGCUGCUGCCGAGAGGGUAGGUGAAGCAAUGGAGUUAGUAGCAAGAGUUGCAGUGCGGACGGGAGGUGUUCUCGAUAAGAAAGGCAAGAAAGUACUUGUCGGUGAAAUCAUGUCGGAAGGUUUUGGCCAGUACGAGUUUGAAAGACAUCGAAAACCUAAAGCUCCAGCUCCUCAUCCUUCUUCUUCUCGAAACGUCAUUCGACGUAAACUCGCACCUCCUCUACCUCCUGUAUCUUCCUCCUCGCAUCCUGGUGCGAUCAAUGGACGACAACCCAAUCUGCCCUUGAAGACUUUACAGGGAUUGAAAACUAGACGGACUGAUUCUACCAAGGCUGGAUAUGGAAGGGAGGUGGUUCUCGUCACGCGUAAAUCGGGUCUAGGAACGUUGAUAGGGAGAUGUCGAAGUUUAGUAUUGGAUGAGGGCUACACUACUUUGACGUUGCACGCUUUGAGUGCCGCCAUACCACAUGCCUUACUUCUCUUACACGCUCUCUUGGACAUCCUGCCUUAUCCAAAAGGUUCCGGAGGGAUGUGGUACGAGAUCAAAACUGGUAGUGUUGAAUGUGUAGACGAGGUAUCUACUCUCCCGGAUCUCUCAAAUCCUACCGGGUUAGAAGGGGAGGAGGAGUUUCCUGGGGUUGGAGCUAUAGAGGAAGAUGAACCAGAGCUCAUCCAUACAGAUUCAACUUCAUAUCGGACCACGGAAAUCCCAUCCGAUCCAAAAUGA